UCUUCGAAAAGAAACAAAAAGCGAAGAAGAACACAAGAAAAAACACUCAACAUUAGUAUAUUCCGAUUUUAACCCUGACUAACUCCGCUUAUAUCAAACUCAACACUCUUCUUCACUUCGAUAUAUCCGCCUGCCUCCUUCUUCUCCAACAACAGUCUCCCUCGAUUUCUCCAAUCUCACGGAGCUCUCUCUGCAAUGUCGCACUCCAUCCAACUCUCAACUCCUUCACGCACUCUCCACCUCCCUCACUCCCCUCUCCACCGCCCCCUCUCUUCCUUCUCCUUCCGCCAAUUCCCUCUUCCCUCCACCCUCAAGUACACCUCACUCCGAGCUUCCUCCUCUCCCGACUCCUCCUCCACCUCCACCUCCUCCCUUCUCCACUCUCCCAACGGCUCUCCCGCAGAGGAGAAACCCUCCUCCUCCUCUGCCAUCGACGUCGACACAGUCACCGAAUCCGAGCUCAAGGAGAACGGGUUCAGAAGCACGAGGAGAACCAAGCUGAUCUGCACCAUCGGACCCGCCACGUGCGGGUUCGACCAGCUCUCGGCUCUCGCCGAGGGAGGCAUGAACGUCGCCAGGCUCAACAUGUGCCACGGCACUCGCGACUGGCACCGUGACGUCAUCCGCAGCGUCAGGAGGCUCAACGAGGAGAAAGGGUUCGCCGUCGCGAUCAUGAUGGACACCGAAGGCAGCGAGAUUCACAUGGGAGAUCUCGGCGGCGAUGAUGCCUCGGCUAAGGCGGAGGAUGGUGAGGUUUGGACGUUUACCGUUAGAGCUUUUGAUGCUUCUCGUCCUCAACGUACCAUUAGUGUCAGUUAUGAUGGUUUCGCUGAAGAUGUGAGAGUUGGUGAUGAGCUUCUUGUUGAUGGUGGGAUGGUUAGAUUUGAUGUGAUUGAGAAGAUUGGUCCUGAUGUCAAGUGUCUGUGUACUGACCCUGGUUUGUUGCUUCCUCGAGCUAACUUGACUUUCUGGAGAGAUGGGAGUCUUGUACGUGAGCGUAACGCUAUGCUCCCUACCAUUUCCUCCAAGGACUGGUUAGAUAUUGACUUUGGGAUUGCUGAAGGUGUAGACUUCAUUGCUGUAUCCUUUGUCAAGUCUGCUGAAGUAAUUAAUCAUCUUAAAAGUUAUCUUGCUGCUCAUUCCGGUGGAGAGGACAUAGGAGUGAUUGCAAAGAUCGAGAGUAUCGAUUCCCUGACAAACUUGGAAGAGAUUAUUCUGGCAUCAGACGGAGCCAUGGUCGCAAGAGGUGACCUGGGAGCUCAGAUACCUCUCGAGCAAGUUCCAGCAGCUCAACAGAGAAUCGUCAAAGUCUGCAGAGAGCUUAACAAACCCGUCAUCGUCGCCUCGCAGCUACUCGAGUCAAUGAUCGAGUACCCAACUCCAACCAGAGCAGAAGUAGC
Messenger RNA from Raphanus sativus (radish), 1400 nucleotides. Its product is annotated as plastidial pyruvate kinase 1, chloroplastic-like. The record is from RefSeq and is a predicted model, not a curated record. Gene Ontology annotation, biological process: glycolytic process. Lineage: Eukaryota; Viridiplantae; Streptophyta; Magnoliopsida; Brassicales; Brassicaceae. Gene Ontology annotation, cellular component: chloroplast stroma; cytoplasm. Gene Ontology annotation, molecular function: potassium ion binding; pyruvate kinase activity; magnesium ion binding.